AUGGCUGCAUUGCGUGUGUUGAGAACCUGGAGCCGGAAUGCUGGGCAGCUGAUUUGUAUUCGAUAUUUUCAAAUAUGUAGUAAUGUUCAUGUUUUGAAGCCAAAUUAUGUGUGUUUCUUCAGUUAUCCUUCGUUCAAGUAUAGCCAUCCACAUCACCUAUUGAAAACAACUGCUGCUUUACACGGACGAGUUGUUCAAUUCAAACUCUCGGACAUUGGAGAAGGGAUUAGAGAAGUACCUAUUAAAGAGUGGUAUGUAAAAGAAGGAGAUACAGUGUCUCAGUUUGAUAGCAUCUGUGAAGUACAAAGUGAUAAAGCUUCCGUGACCAUCACUAGUCGUUAUGAUGGAGUCGUUAAAAAGCUCUAUUAUAAUCUAGAUGAUAUUGCCUAUGUGGGGAAGCCAUUAGUAGACAUAGAAACAGAAGCUUUGAAAGAUUCAGAAGAAGAUGUUGUGGAAACUCCUGCUGUGUCCCAUGAAGAACACACGCACCAAGAGAUCAAGGGCCAGGAAACACUGGCAACUCCAGUAGUUCGCCGCCUUGCAAUGGAAAACAAUAUUAAACUGAGUGACGUUGUUGGCACAGGAAUAGAUGGCAGAAUUCUUAAAGAAGAUAUUCUCAACUAUUUGGAAAAGCAGACAAGAGCUAUAUUACCUCCUUCACCAAAAGCUGAAAUUGUGCCACCUCCACCAAAACCAAAAGACAUGACUAUUCCCAUACCAGUAUCCAAAUCUCCAGUAUUCACAGGCAAAGACAAAACAGAACACAUAAAAGGCUUUCAAAAAGCAAUGGUCAAGACAAUGUCUGCAGCCCUGAAGAUACCUCACUUUGGAUAUUGUGAUGAAGUCGACCUUACUGCGCUGGUUAAGCUACGAGAAGAAUUAAGACUCAUUGCUUUAGCUCGUGGAGUUAAACUCACCUUUUUGCUCUUUUUCUUAAAGGCUGCAUCCUUGGGAUUACUACAGUUUCCCAUCCUUAAUGCUUCUGUGGAUGAAAACUGCCAGAAUAUAACAUAUAAGGCUUCUCAUAACAUUGGGAUAGCAACGGAUACUGAGCAGGGUUUGAUUGUCCCUAAUGUGAAAAACGUUCAGGUCUGCUCUAUAUUCGAGAUCGCCACUGAAUUGGAUCGCCUCCAGAAACUGGGCUCUGCAGGUCAGCUCAGCACUGCCGAUCUUACAGGAGGGACGUUUACUCUAUCCAACAUUGGAUCGAUUGGUGAUACCUAUGCCAAAGCACUGAUAUUGCCACCUGAAGUAGCCAUUGGAGCCUUUGGAUCAAUUAAGGCCGUUCCCGGAUUUAACCAGAAAGGAGAGGUGUAUAAGGCAUAGAUAAUGAAUGUGAGCUGGUCAGCUGAUCACAGAGUUAUCGAUGGUGCUACAAUGUCACGCUUCUCUAAUUUGUGGAAAUCCUACUCAGAAAAUCCAGCUCUGAUGCUACUAAAUCUGAAAUGAAGACUGUUAAGACAUUUUUGAAUUUUCUGAAUGUCCAAAGAGUUUGUAAAGCCUCCCUGUGCCAGCACAUGUUUAUCUUUCUUAUUUGUAAUAUAAAUGAUUUAUAUUCUAUGAUUAAGGUUCUAAGGCACAAUAUUUAUCAUGGUUCUAUUAGACUUUUUACUGACAAUGAAUAAUGGUGUAAUGGUUCUUCUUCUGUAAUGUGAC
Messenger RNA from Nycticebus coucang (slow loris), 1656 nucleotides. Its product is annotated as lipoamide acyltransferase component of branched-chain alpha-keto acid dehydrogenase complex, mitochondrial-like. Gene Ontology annotation, molecular function: lipoic acid binding; acetyltransferase activity. Lineage: Eukaryota; Metazoa; Chordata; Mammalia; Primates; Lorisidae. The record is from RefSeq and is a predicted model, not a curated record. Gene Ontology annotation, cellular component: cytoplasm; mitochondrion. The transcript has a single exon.